This is a messenger RNA of Plectropomus leopardus (leopard coralgrouper), 519 nucleotides long. The record is from RefSeq and is a predicted model, not a curated record. NCBI's taxonomy places the organism in Eukaryota, Metazoa, Chordata, Actinopteri, Perciformes, Serranidae.
AUCGUACAGGAACUCACUUCCAGCGGUUGAUCCCAGAGAGCGGCGUGGCGGCGGAGCGUCCGGAGGAAGUGAAGCGGCUCAUCUUCUGCACCGGGAAGGUUUACUACGAGCUGACCAAAGAGAGGAAGAGCCGAGGCAUGGAGGGGACCGUGGCCAUCGCACGCAUCGAGCAGCUGUCUCCGUUCCCGUUCGACCAGGUGAAGGCGGAGUCGGAGCGUUUUCAUAACGCCGACCUGGUGUGGUGUCAGGAGGAGCACAAGAACCAGGGUUACUAUGACUACGUGAAGCCUCGCAUCAGGACCACCAUCCAGAGAGCCAAACCUGUCUGGUACGCCGGCAGAGAUCCUGCAGCCGCUCCAGCGACCGGAAACAAGAACACACACUUGAUGGAGCUGCGGCGUUUCCUGGACAACGCCUUCGGUCUGGACGCCUUCAAAGAUCAGCAAUAGAGCUGCAGCCACACCUGUCUGACCUCUGACCCCCCGAGCCCCCCCAGCCCUCGACACACACACACACACA